AUGCCGACAUGCCGAGGUGAGCAAGGUUACGAACGUGUGUACUUCGCGUUGCGUCUUCUGGGCAUUUUUGGGAGACAAUUUACCUUCUUCGUGUGAUUUUUGGAGGAUUUUCGGCCUCUGGUUUCUCCGUGCUUUAGAAUUUUGGCGACGCGGAGGUGCUAUGGCGGCCGCCCGGCGUGUUGGAAGGGCCGACUGAGGCCUGGGUUCCGGCAGCUACUCCAGCACGAGCGGGGCAAUACAAUGGCCAGCGGCAACAGCAGUGGCAUUGGGUCCUCGCUGUUCAGAGGGGCGCUCCACGGCAACACCAGCAACACCAACAACCAGUCUGGUCACCAGGUCAACACAAGUCACCACCACCACCACCCCCAGCAGCAGCAGCACCAUCACCACCACUCCGUCACCCUUCACAGUCAGCAGGGGGUUGGGGUCUCGGCUCAGGGUUCCCACCAGGGCCAGUCGCAGCCGCCACCCCCUCCGCAGCCCCAGCCCCAGGCUUCCAUGGGAUCUUCGUCCUUCAGCUCUGAAGAACCACGGCAAGCAAGGGGAACGCCUGGAGUGAGAGAGAGUCCUGAUCACAUGUCAACAUUGAUGGCCAAACUCUGGUUUGACCACAAUGUAGAGUCCUCACUCUCCUCGCUAAAGAAGGAGGAACAUGAGAAGCGCACCAAGGACUUGCGCAAGCAGUUGGAGUACAUCGCAGACACCAACUGGAAGUACUUACCCGUUGAGAAGUACAUAGGGCAGCAGUAA
Messenger RNA from Penaeus indicus, 750 nucleotides. RefSeq names its product filaggrin-like. The record is from RefSeq and is a predicted model, not a curated record. Bases 241 to 750 code for a protein of 169 amino acids. The transcript is spliced from 4 exons. NCBI's taxonomy places the organism in Eukaryota, Metazoa, Arthropoda, Malacostraca, Decapoda, Penaeidae.